Messenger RNA from Cuscuta epithymum, 1288 nucleotides. NCBI's taxonomy places the organism in Eukaryota, Viridiplantae, Streptophyta, Magnoliopsida, Solanales, Convolvulaceae. The record is from the annotation of a GenBank genome assembly.
AGCCGACGUACAGUUGCUAGAAACUAAUAAAUUAAUUUCGAGGUGGUGGAAGUAAUUAAUUGAGAAUGGAGUUUGGGGCAAGAAGAAGUGUUGUCGGACGUUUGUUGAUGUGGUGGUGCAUUUUGCGGUUGGGGGAAGGGGUUGAUUUGCCGCCGUGUGAUUUCCGGGCAAUAUACAACUUCGGCGAUUCCAACUCCGACACCGGAGGAAUAGCAGCCGCCUUUUUCCCGAUGAUAUAUCCCGCCGGCGAGACUUUUUUUCACAGAGCUGCAGGCAGGGGCAGCGACGGACGUCUUAUUAUAGACUUCAUCGCUGAACAUUUGAGAAUGCCACACUUGAGUGCAUACUUGGAUUCCAUAGGAACAACUUUCCGGCAUGGUGCGAAUUUCGCGACGGGCGGUGCAACCAUUAGAAGACAGGAUGAGUCGUGGUUCCGGAAUGGUGUUAGUCCAUUCCCUUUGGAUAUUCAAGUGGAACACUUCACCCAGUUCAUAAAUAGAUCUUCCUACUUCUAUAACCAAGGUAUUGUCGUGACAAAUAAAGGAAAAUGUGAGUUGAAAUGUGCAAAGAAAAAAGAAAAAAGUGAAAGAGAUAGGCUGCCGGUGCCGGGCGAUUUCUCAAAAGCACUUUACACGGUGGAUAUUGGCCAAAACGAUAUAGCCGCUGGGUUGAGAGUGGGUUUGGAGCAACUCCGGAACACCACACCCGACAUUGUAAACCACCUAGCUGCCAAUGUUGUUGAUUUGUAUAAUAGAGGGGGGCGGAGUUUUUGGAUACACAACACGGGACCAAUAGGAUGUUUACCUGUAUACACAGUGAAGGCCAACAGGGAAGAGUUGGAUGAGAAGGGUUGUGUGAGAAGCCAUAAUGAAGCAGCCAUGGAAUUCAACAAGCAACUAGAAGACAGGGUUGUUCAGUUAAGAACAGAGCUCUCAGGAGCUGCACUCACCUACGUAGACAUGUUCCAAGCCAAGUACACAUUGAUUGGGAGUGCAAAGGAUCAAGGAUUUGAAGACCCGUCCAAGAUCUGUUGUGGAUACCAUGAUAAGAGAUACGAUGUUUGGUGUGGGCACAGCGGGAUAACAAACGGGACAACGGAGGUGUAUGCAGGAUCAUGUGAGGAGCCGUCUAGCGUAAUAAGCUGGGAUGGCGUACAUUAUACUGAAGCUGCUAACAAAUGGGUUGCUCUUCAUAUUGUGAACGGGACAUGGUCAGACCCUCCAAUCUCCAUCACAAGAGCUUGUCAGGCCCAAAUAUAACUCUUAAGAAGACUGUACUGUACAAACAA